AUGGCCACGACGCAGCAACCCAACUACCCCGACAAGGCGCGCGUCGCCGAGGCCUGCUCUGAGAUCGCGGCCUACCCGCCGCUGAUCUUUGCCGGCGAGUGCCGCACGCUGCAGGACCGCCUCGCGCGCGCGGCGCGCGGCGAGGCGUUCAUCCUGCAGGGCGGCGACUGCGCGGAGGCCUUCUCGCAGUUCAGCGCGAACCGCAUCCGCGACACGUACCGCGUGCUGCUCCAGAUGAGCGUGGUGCUGAUGUUCGGCGGAGGCGUGCCCGUGGUGAAGCUAGGGCGCAUGGCGGGGCAGUUCGCCAAGCCGCGGUCGGCGGAUAUGGAGGACAAGGACGGCGUCAGCCUGCCCUCCUACAGGGGUGACAUCAUCAACGGCCCCGAGUUCACCUCGGAGGCGCGCGUGCCCGACCCCUUCCGCCUGGUGCGCGCGUACAACCAGUCGGCCGCCACCCUGAACCUGCUGCGCGGCUUCUCCACGGGCGGCUACGCGGGGCUGACGCGCAUCGCGCAGUGGAACCUGGACUUUAUGCAGAACAGCGAUGAGGGCAAGGCCUACAUGGACCUGGCUAAGGUGGGCAGGGCGGCGGGGCCGGCCACAGGGGCCCCUGGGGCGCAGCCCCCAGAGUGUGGGGAGGGGUGGGGGCGCCCCACGCGCCGUGCUCUACGGCCGUCCUGCGGCCGCGGGGAGGGGGGGCUGCGGCGGCGCGGCUGGGGCUGGGGCUUGGGCGUGCGUGAGUAG
Monoraphidium neglectum is the source of this 744-nucleotide messenger RNA. Its product is annotated as 3-deoxy-7-phosphoheptulonate synthase. The record is from RefSeq and is a predicted model, not a curated record. Gene Ontology annotation, molecular function: 3-deoxy-7-phosphoheptulonate synthase activity. Lineage: Eukaryota; Viridiplantae; Chlorophyta; Chlorophyceae; Sphaeropleales; Selenastraceae. Bases 1 to 744 code for a protein of 247 amino acids. The transcript has 3 exons. Gene Ontology annotation, biological process: aromatic amino acid biosynthetic process.